AUGACUUUCAGAAUUUUUUUGUGUAAGCGAGAAGCGUUGCGUGUUGGUAAGAAUAAUUUCAUCAACCACGCCAAGUUCGAUUUCGAUUUCGAAACCUAUAGCCCCAUUCAGCGUAUCUUCUCUUGUCUUUCGCUGAUUUUGGCAACAAUUAAUAAGCUGCUGAGAGCCUGCAUUAGUUAUUAAAUUGGUAGAUUGCAUAGUUAGCGCGUUUGAUGCCAUUGUUGGUUCGUUCCGCGCUGCUUGUUAAUUGACAAGUUCGUUCGUUCAUUCGUUCCUUCGUUCGUUUGUUGAAUCGUUGGUGGGUCAUUACGUCUUUUAAUUUGUUUCCGUGAUUGGUUAUUUUGUUUCUUCGCUGGUCGGUCCGGCAGCUACCUACGUUGUUUAUUGUCUGUUGAAUAGCCUUUUCGUUAUUUGUUACUUUCUUGCGAUACAUCAUCAGUGGUGUAGCCAGCCCGACAAUAUAUAUAGUUCCGCUAUGCAAAUUCAAAAUUACUAUCAUUAUUCAUUUCUUUAGAAACUGAUUGUUUUCACAGUCAAUGAACUCGAAAAUAUUUGCAUAGCGGGAAUAAAUCGUCGGGCUGGCUAUGUUACUGUACAUCUUUGUUAACCCAUUUUUAAAAAAUAUUUUGUUUCUGACUGCAGUUGGUGCCAGGGUGUUCGCCCGCUGGACAAAUGGGUUAUACUACAAAAGUUUCGUCAGCAAGUCCAGUUUGUCGUCAGUCUCAGUAACGUAUGAUGACGGAGCCAAAAUUACUCUUCCAAAGAAUGACAAAGCUGCCGUUAUCCUUGACAAAAUCCCAGAAGAGGACCAGGUCAAGAUAGACCAGAGGGUGAUUGCUUAUUGGCCAAGCCAAGUGAGAUACUACCCAGCGUAUAUCUCACAAUUCUGCGAAGACGGAAACAAGUAUUUGGCUAAGUUUGACGAUGGAAGCGAACGUUGUCAAGCGAUUUACGAGAUACGCAUCGUUCCCUAG
Molecule: messenger RNA, 974 nt
Organism: Paramuricea clavata
Lineage: Eukaryota; Metazoa; Cnidaria; Anthozoa; Malacalcyonacea; Plexauridae
Source: the annotation of a GenBank genome assembly